AUGCCGGUACCAACUAGAGAGCAUUGGAAAUUGAUAGCCGAUCGUUUUGAGUCAAUUUGGAAUCUCCCAAACUGCAUUGGAGCUCUGGACGGGAAGCAUGUACGAAUAGAGAAAUUUCCCAACACAGGUUCACAAAAUUAUAACUAUAAAUCAUACCAUUCUGUCGUUUUAAUGGCAUGCUGCGAUGCAGAUGGAUUAUUCACGAUGAUAGAAUCGGGAUACGCGGGAAGAAACAGUGAUGGAGGCAUUUUUAAAGCUAGUGCAAUGAAGUAUUGGAUUACCCACGGAGGUUUCGACAUCCCUUCACCUUCUCCGUUAACAUAUGAUGAGACAAAUAGUCCAUUUCCAUACUACUUUGCAGCUGAUGAAGCAUUCCCGUUAUCGCAGUAUUUAUUGAGACCUUAUUCCAAAAGGACAUUAGACAAUGUUAAAAGAAUAUUCAACUAUAGGUUAAGCCGUGGACGGAAAACUAUUGAAUGCGCCUUUGGCAUGGCGGCAGAAAAGUUUCAAGUACUAAAUGGUCCCAUACGAUGUCGAAAAGUAGAAUCAGUGAAUGACAUUAUUAAAGCGGUUUGCAUUCUACACAAUUAUGUACGUAAACGAGAGGGUAUCGUCUAUAGGCCCACAGACACGCAAGAAGAUCAUGAAAUAGCCGCAGUAGGUAUAGACACAAUAUUACCAAGACAGGUAACAAUAAAUGAAAGAUCUUCAGCGAAUACUAAUAGAAAUUAUAUAUCUAAUUAUUUUCUUUCUCCUCGUGCAUCUCUACCAUGGCAAUGGAAAUACACUGUACCAGAAAUAAGAAAUACGAUACGAUAUGAUACGACAACAUGA
Metopolophium dirhodum (rose-grain aphid) is the source of this 834-nucleotide messenger RNA. RefSeq lists its product as uncharacterized. The transcript has a single exon. The record is from RefSeq and is a predicted model, not a curated record. Bases 1 to 834 code for a protein of 277 amino acids. Lineage: Eukaryota; Metazoa; Arthropoda; Insecta; Hemiptera; Aphididae.